AUGGCAUCGAGGGGAGGCCCCUCCGGCUUUGUCGAUUAUUUUCAUAACGGCACAAAGCGUCAUGACAGCAAUAAAGAUAACAUAAGUCAGCAAGGCUCGAAUGCUAUCAGGGUGCAAAAAGAAAGGAAAACAGAAUGGGCAAGACCUGGAAGAGUUUUCAAUAGAAAUAUUACUAGAGGAGGUUACUCUCGAAGUUCAUUGCCUGGAGUCACACAGGAAUUUCGUAUCGUCAAAGAUAACAGAAUUAAACUGAAAAAAGUUAGUGAGACUUUGCCAGAAGCAUCUCAGAAUGACGAUUCUAGCAAUGAAUGUGCUGUUUCAAAUGUUAGAGAUAAAAGCUCAACUGAAAAGCUAGCUGCCCAACACUGCUUGGUUAUUUGCAAUGCUAAUGGGCAUGGAGCAGCUCAUGCUGACAAUGGUAUCAAAAGUGCUACUCAAGCCCAUGAUAAGGAAGUCAAGCCUUCUAUUGUCCUAAAGUUGGAACAGUCUGAAGGGGGACAAGCAUCAUUGGUUGGUUCUCAUGCAGUUUCUGGAAAGGGCAACCAGAACACGGUGGACACUGCAGCAUCAGGGAAAAAUAAUUUUGGUGGUGAACUUUGCUGUUCUUCAUCAGAUCCAAUCCAUGUACCCUCUCCUGGUUCUAAAUUAGCUGGAACUUUUGGAGCCAUAAAGCGUGAAGUUGGAGUAGUUGGUGCUAGGCAAAGGCCAUCUAAUAGUGCAGCAACAAACACAUCUGCUUCUAAUGGCUUAGUCAAAGUGGUAUCAGCACCAAAGGGUAAUAAUCCUUCAAAAGAGCAACAAUCUGGACUCUCUAGUGUCUCUCUGAGAAAUAUCCGUUUUAAUUUGCCUGUACCUUUGAGCAAUAAGCAAUCUCAUCAUGUUAGUCAUACAAAAGUUAGCCCACAUAUGGAGUGGAAGCCCAAAUCAGUAAGCCCCAGCUCUAUCAGUCAUGGAGUUACUGCUGCACCUCCUGCUGCUCCAUCACCUGUUGAUGAUGGAAGUACAACAGAAGUGUCUGCUUUGUCUAAGAAGCUUUCACAUGCUAAUGUAUCACAUGAACAUGUUAUUAUACCGGAGCACAUCAGGAUACCAGAUUCCGAAAGAACUCAUUUCAUCUUUGGUUCUUUUGAAUCUGAAAUUGAUCCAAAGGCUUCUUUAGCAGCCUCUUAUGAUAUUGUGGCUAAAGAAGACUUGAAUGAUCACUCUCCUUCAAGCCUGGCAGCAUUGGAUUCCACAUCAACCGAUGGGACUCCUAAUGGUAGGAUGGAUAAUGUUGUUUCCUGCAGUCCACUUCCACAGUCAGAGUCUGCUGUUUCAGUUUCUGAACAUCAGCAGUCAUUGACGGAGUGUGUGGAGGUUCGGAGUCCUGGUGUUGUUGGUGAGUAUGGAACAAAUGAGAUGAUUUCAAGCAAGGUCACACAUUCUCAACCUCGACUCCAGCAUCAGGAAGCUACACAGAAUUUUAAGGCAUACGAGCCAGAUUCUGGUUAUGGGAUGUCAUUUAUUACUAAAGUUGUGGAUGGUGAAGCAACCCAAAGUAUGGCUUAUUCAUCUGAGGCCAUGGUUUUACAUUCUGUAAAUGCCUAUCAGUUACCUGCAUCUACAGAAACUCAACAACCAGUGCCCCAGAUGUUUUCUCAACAAUUCCAAGUACCUCAGUAUCCAAACUUUUUGCCAUAUCGGCAUGUUUUCUCAUCACAGUUUGGGUCUCCAAUGGUUGUCCCAAACUAUUCAAGCAACCCUGCAUUUCCUCAGUUGCCACAUGCCAGCAGCUAUCUGGUGAUGCCAAAUGGAGCCUCGCAACUAGCUGCCAAUGGCAUGAAAUAUGGAUCAAACCAUCGGUAUAAGCAAGUGUUUCAAGGAGCCCCUGCUGGAUAUGGCUAUGCAAAUCAUAAUGGUUACCCUGUCAGUAACGGUGUAAUCGGCGGCACAGUUGCUAUUGAGGAUACCAAUAUGAGUAAAUACAAGGACACCAACCUCUAUGCACCCAAUCCACAGGUUGAAACAGCAGAUUUAUGGGUUCAAAGUCAUAGAGAGAGUCCCAAUAUGCCAUCUGCACCGUUCUACAAUAUGGUGGGACAACCAGUGUCCCCCCAUGCAGCAUACUUACCACCACACAGUGGCCACACCGCCUUCAAUCCCGCCCCUUCCCAUCCUGCUCACUUGCAGUACCCGGGCUUUGCGCAUGCACUGCACGCAACAUCAAUGACUAUGGUGCAGAACCCGCAGGCCAUGGUACAUCAGCCGGGUGCACCGCCAUUGGCAGGAAAUCUAGGCCUGGACAUGGCUGCCAUGGUUCCUGGUAGUCAAGUAGGAGCAUUUCAACAGAACCAGCUUGGCCAUCUUGGCUGGACCACCCAAUCCUUUUGA
Messenger RNA from Miscanthus lutarioriparius, 2370 nucleotides. The record is from the annotation of a GenBank genome assembly. NCBI's taxonomy places the organism in Eukaryota, Viridiplantae, Streptophyta, Magnoliopsida, Poales, Poaceae.